GCGCGUCCCGGCCGGGCCAGGCAGUGUCUCGCGCUCUGCGCAUCUCUCCGGGGUCGCCGCGGGAACGAUGCUGGGCCGCAGGGGCGCGCGCGCGGGGCGCGGGAUGGCGCGGGGCUGGACCGCGCUCUGCCUGCUGAGUCUGCUGCCUUCUAUGGAAUUCACAAAUAUAACCAUAACUGGUAAUGCCACAGUGUCACCCAACCCAGGAACGUCUUCACCUGUCCCUACAACUACGUCCGACUGGAAAAGCAUGAACUCAAGUACUUUUAGAAGCACCAGCCUCUACAAUGUCUCCCAGGACAGCAAUGGGACCACAGCAGUCACCUCAGUUCCAGCGUCUACAGUCAAUUUCACGUCUGCCUCUGAGACCCUCCCAGCCUCUGGAGCUGUGAACUCUUCCGUCCAACCACAGACCUCUUUAGCCACCACGGUGUCUUCUACCCUCAUCAGCUUUGCGACUUCAGAGGCGACUCUGCAGCCCAGCACGUUUCCUGGAAAUAUUUCGGAUUCCCUAUACAAUAGUACCAGCCCUGUGACUUCUUCCAUUAAUACCUCUCCAUCAUUUUCUCCUACCCAAAAUAUCCUCAAGACUGAAAUAAAAUGUUCCAGAGUCAAAGAAGUGAAAUUGGCCCACAGCAUCUGCCUGAAGCUAAAUGAGACCUCCAGCUGUGAGGAGUUUAAGAAGAACAAUGAAGAGAAGCUGACCCGAGUCUUGUGUCAGGAGGAACAGGCCGAGGUGUGCUCCUUGCUCCUGGCCCAGUCUGAGGUGAAGCCUCAGUGCCUGCUGCUGGUCCUGACCAACAGGACAGAAAGUUCCAGCAAGAUCAGACUUCUGGAAAAGUACCAGUCUGACCUGAGAGAGAUGGGCAUCCAGGACAUCUCUGAAGAAGAUGUCAGCAGCCACCAGAGCUAUUCCCAGAAGACCUUGAUUGCACUGGUCACCUCGGGGAUCCUGCUGGCCAUCCUGAUCACCACCUGCUAUUUCCUGAUGAACCGCCGCAGCUGGAGCCCAGCAGGAGAAAGGCUGGGCGAAGACCCUUAUUACGUGGAGAACGGUGGAGGCCAGGGCUAUAGCUCAGGCCCUGAGGCCUCCCCCGAGGCUCAGGGAAAGGCCAUUGUGAAUCGAGGGGCUCAGGAGAAUGGCACCGGCCAGGCCACCUCCAGAAACGGCCAUUCAGCGAGACAACGUGUGGUAGCUGAUACCGAACUGUGAUGUGGCUGGGGAGGCCGGGAGGGAUCCAGGGGAGGAGCCCCUCCCUGGGUCUGAGCGCUUGCAGCGCGCCAGAGUGGCGCCCCCUCACCAUCCCCCCUUUCCCAGCACACAUACCCAGGGAAGCCAUCCCUGAGGCCCGCCCUGUACAGGGCAAGGGGUCCUCCUGCCCUCCACGCAUUCACCUCCCUGCACCCACCAUUGGGCUACUCUGAGGAAAGGUGUGAUGCACACAGCCAAGAUGCUGAGAAGCCCCUCGGGGGGUGGAGGGUGGGGGGGGCAGAUGGUCUUGCAGCUUCCACAGAGGGGCCCCUUUCCUCCCCCUCCUCUCUGCCUCAUUAUAGGAAUUCCCAGGGGAAAGCAGGGGCUUUUCUGGACUGUGAUUUCGUCCCAAGAGGUGUUACCUUUUCCUGUUUCUUCCUUGUAUUUUUCUUUCUCUACUUUAGGAACACCAAAGCAAUCCCUCGCACUUGCCCCUUUGUAAUGACCGGUCAGAAAAUCAUGCCGUCUUAACCCAUCUCCAUCAUUCCCCUCUCUGAGGCACUGAGCGUUUACUCACCAGCUCCCCUCUUGCUCUCUAAGGUCCCUGAGCUCCACAGGUAAAUCACCCCCACCCCCACUGCCACCUCUGUAGACUGAGGCCUGUGCAGCUUUUCUGGCUGAGCCUGGAACCGGACUCCAAGUUUUAGAACAAGGUCCAGAGUCUGUGUGUUUGGAGGACCUGACCUGGUGAUACAUGUGGACACAUGGGUACCCACUCAAAGGGCAGAGGGGUGAGGGCACACAGCUUGGUCCCGGUCUCUGCAGGGCCACAGAGAGCCUCUGCUGGGGCUGCUGUUUCUGCCAGUGGGUCAGAGUGGACAGGACCAUGGGACCAGAUCUCUUGACCUGUGAGCUUCGAAGGAAGCCUUUUGCUCUGAGGCUAGGUUCUGACCUUCACCUCUGUCUCGACGGCCUCCUCCCGCCUCUCCCUGACUCCUGGGUUGAGCUGUGGCCUCAGUCUCCCAGCAGACUCCUUCUGUCUCUGUCUCCCUAACCCUGAACCCUUUAGCCGCUCUGCACCCCGUGUGGUCAGGGCCCCGGGACUUCUCCAGAGGACCCUCACCAUAAGCCACCUUUUCUGCAGGUGACCCAGGUCCUUGGUUUUUUUUUUUUUUUUUCUUUUUCCAGAAGGGUGAAAAGGGAUCCUGAUUUCAAUGACGGUUGGAAAUAGAAUUUUCCAGAGAUAGGAAGAUGGGGUGGAUUUUUUGUUUGUUUUUCUGAAUAAAAAAUGCUGUGUGUAAAUAAUGUAAUUAAAGUGAUAC
This is a messenger RNA of Budorcas taxicolor (takin), 2514 nucleotides long. It is a transcript of the gene CD34, whose product is annotated as CD34 molecule. The record is from RefSeq and is a predicted model, not a curated record. The transcript has 8 exons. Gene Ontology annotation, cellular component: membrane. Gene Ontology annotation, biological process: cell-matrix adhesion. The coding region runs from base 68 to 1213 and encodes 381 amino acids. Lineage: Eukaryota; Metazoa; Chordata; Mammalia; Artiodactyla; Bovidae.